AUGCCGCAGCCACAGACAAAUCCGCCGACUGGCGCUGGCGCCGCUUCGAAAGAGGAAAACAUCUACAUCCCAUCCUUCAUCAGUAAACGACCGUUCUACGCCGGCGAAGAAGGAGACGACAAUGACUACCUCAAGCAUCAACGUCGCGAAGAGAAGAAUGAAAAGUCUACAUGGUACGACCGCGGCAGGAAGGCUGGCCCAGCCGCCACCAAGUAUCGCAAAGGCGCGUGCGAGAACUGCGGCGCCAUGACACACAAGAAGAAGGACUGCUUGAGCCGACCUCGGGCGAAGGGCGCAAAGUGGACGGGGAAAGAUAUCCAGGCCGAUGAGCUUAUUCAGGAUGUCAAGAUGGGCUGGGACGCCAAGCGCGAUCGCUGGAACGGCUACGAUGCGAAGGAAUAUCGCAACGUGGUUGACGACUACCACCAGAUGGAGGAACUGCGGAAGAAGGCUACAGUAGGUGUUGAUGGCGAGGAAGAAAACGACGAUGGCGAUAAGUAUGCCGAGGAGAACGACAUGAGUAAGCACCAGAGUACAGCAACCCGACAACUGCGAAUACGAGAAGACACAGCCAAAUACCUGUUGAACCUCGAUCUGGAAUCCGCCAAAUACGACCCCAAGACACGAGCAUUGGUCGACAGUGGCGCGACAGCCGAUAAGGCGUCUGAAAUGUUUGCGGAGGAGGGAUUCAUGCGAUCUUCAGGCGAUGCUGGUGCUUUCGAGAAGGCGCAACGAUACGCAUGGGAGGCACAAGAAACAUCUGGCGACACCAGCCAACAUUUGCAGGCAAACCCAACGGCGGGAGAGUUCUACCGAAAGAAGGAGCAGGAGGAGGCAGAGGCGAAGCGCGCAGACCGAGAGAAGGCUUUGCUGGACAAGUACGGAGGAGAGCAGAAGGCAAUGCCAGCUGCUCUACGCAGCAUGGCGGUUACCGAGUCCGAGACAUUUGUCGAGUACGACGAAGCUGGUCUGAUCAAGGGCGCACCGAAGAAGAAGGCCAAGUCCAAGUAUGCCGAGGAUAUCUUCAUCAACAACCACACCUCCACCUGGGGCAGCUGGUGGUCCAACUUCAAGUGGGGUUACGCAUGCUGUCACUCUUUCAUCAAGAACAGCUACUGCACAGGAGAGGAGGGCAAGGAGGCUUGGGAGGCUGCUGAGCGGCAACGCACUGGUGCCAACCUGAUUGAGGAUAAAGAGGAGGACGAGGAGCCUUCCAACGAGGAUGGAGACAAGGAGGCCGAAGAGUCGAAACCGAAGAAACGGACAAGAGAAGAGAUGAUGAACGGGGUAACAGAGGAGGAGAUGGACGAGUACAGGCGGAAACGAACAGUUGCGGCUGAUCCAAUGGCGAAGCUCCUGGGCAAGGAUGAACUUUUGACAUAG
Molecule: messenger RNA, 1383 nt
Organism: Fusarium keratoplasticum
Lineage: Eukaryota; Fungi; Ascomycota; Sordariomycetes; Hypocreales; Nectriaceae
Product: Pre-mRNA-splicing factor SLU7
Exons: 1
Coding region: 1-1383 (460 amino acids)
Biological process (GO): mRNA splicing, via spliceosome
Cellular component (GO): spliceosomal complex
Molecular function (GO): pre-mRNA 3'-splice site binding
Source: RefSeq, a predicted model, not a curated record